Messenger RNA from Aspergillus pseudotamarii, 1795 nucleotides. RefSeq names its product putative MFS monocarboxylate transporter. The coding region runs from base 133 to 1431 and encodes 432 amino acids. The record is from RefSeq and is a predicted model, not a curated record. Gene Ontology annotation, cellular component: fungal-type vacuole membrane. The transcript is spliced from 3 exons. Lineage: Eukaryota; Fungi; Ascomycota; Eurotiomycetes; Eurotiales; Aspergillaceae. Gene Ontology annotation, molecular function: transmembrane transporter activity. Gene Ontology annotation, biological process: transmembrane transport.
UAUGCUUUCAACAUCAUUCCCCGCCAGCGUAUACAUAUACUCCUUCAUCUCUGCUCAUAACAUCGGUCCUCUGAUGCUUGAACUCUCAUAUGUCUUCUUUGUAUAAGCCAGAACGUCAAUGGAAGGUACGCGAUGGUUGCUACCGAUAAGCCUACCAUAGAACCUCAAGAGACGGCCAUCCUACCUCCGGCGAGUUCGCCAGUUCCCUCUCCCCCAAACGGUGGCAUUGCAGCAUGGCUGGGCGUGUUUGCUGGCUUUCUUUUGUUUCUCACUACCUGGGGCUUUUCGACGGCCUACGGCGCCUUCCAACACUUUUACCGGACGGAUCUCUUAAGAGACAGCUCACCGUCGCAGCUAUCGUGGAUUGGCACAGUCAAUGCCUUCUUUCUAAUUUCCACUGGUGUUAUUGCUGGCCCACUGUUCGACCGGGGUUUCCUAAUCCAUCUGAUGGUUGCCGGAUGCUUCUUGACUACGCUGGGCCUUAUGAUGUUAAGCAUUUCUCAACAAUACUACCAAGUACUUUUAUCCCAGGGUUUCUGCUGUGGGAUCGGUAGUGGGCUCAUCUAUGUGCCUGCCCUAUCCCUAGUGCUAACCAGCUUCACGUCGCGCAGGGGGAUUGCCCUCGGCAUGGUGACCUGUGGUGCCAGUAUUGGCGGCGUUUUAUUUCCCAUAAUCUUCAUGCGCCUGCAGCCUCACAUCGGCUUCCCCUGGACGGCUCGAGUCAUGGGAUUUAUUCAGCUAGGCUGUUCAUGUAUUGCAGUUCCUCUACUGAUGGCAACUACUAAGCCAAGACGCAGUUCCCCACGCCAAUUAAUCCAUUGGGAUGCGCUCAAGGAGUGGAGCUUCAAUGCCUAUGGAGUCGCUAAUUUUUUCAUGUUCAUGUCCUAUUUUGUGCCACUGUUCUAUGUGCCUUUCUUUGCCUCGCAGGUACUUGAGACUUCGACAGAUAUGAGCUUCUAUCUUGUGUCAAUCUUGAACGCCGGUUCUGCCGUGGGCCGUUUAGGGUCGGCAUUGUUGACGCAACGGUUAGGCGCUGGUAUGAUCUUGAGUGUAAGUGUUACCGCAUCGGCGGCUUUGAUUUUCGGUUGGAUUGGCGUCAGAACGCAAGCCUCCUUCAUCGCAUUUUGUGUAUUAUUUGGCAUCUCCUCUGGAGUUCUGAUAUCAGCAAAUCCUUUGGUGAUCGCGCACCCCGUUGUAUCGCCCUCUCCAGCUAUGAUUGGGACCCGUAUGGGUAUGCUGUGGUUUACAGCGAGCCUGGGAGUACUGAUUGGAGCACCUAUUGCGGGCGCGAUUGAGGGCCAUGGUGGAGGAAAUGGGUAUCUUGGGCUGCAGGUGUUCAGCGGUGCCAUCAUGGCCGGCGGGGGAAUCUUCUUGAUGGUGCCUCUACUGGCAGCCUGGCGAUAUGAUCGUCAUCUGAAAGAGCUAGAAUAGUGCAUCCGCUGAGAUCUGGGACAGCCCUGGGGUGAGCUUGGCUGUAAACACACAAACUCCCGGGUACUAUUUCACUGUUCAGAUCAGAUCAGAAGAAGCAUUUCAAGAAUCGUUUACGAUGCAUAUUAUCCCCUAAGCCUUUCUUUCCGGAUCAAGGAUAUCAGAUAUUCCGCUUUCUUACGAAUAUCAUCGUCAAGUGGAAUAUUAUUUAGGGUCACUUUACAUUGCGCUACUUAGUGGCAGACUUGCUUCGCUACCAGUACCUAAGCUGUCCGCUGAACAGAUCACUUGUCCCUGAACCUCAUUUCCAACCAUUGGAAUGAUCUCCCGUACUACAUGACUCUAAGCUUCAACAACUGAGGCA